Penaeus monodon (black tiger shrimp) is the source of this 503-nucleotide messenger RNA. Its product is annotated as pro-resilin-like. The record is from RefSeq and is a predicted model, not a curated record. Gene Ontology annotation, cellular component: extracellular matrix. The coding region runs from base 8 to 427 and encodes 139 amino acids. The transcript is spliced from 3 exons. Lineage: Eukaryota; Metazoa; Arthropoda; Malacostraca; Decapoda; Penaeidae.
CACUAACAUGGCUCUUCUGCUGAUCAUCGCUGCCGUGGUGUUAGGUGCAUUUGCUGACACUGGGCCUAGAUAUACUCCUCCUGCUCCGUCCUACAACCCUCCUGCCCCAUCCUACAACGCCCCUGCACCUGCUCCUGUGGGACCAGCACGGUACGACUUUAAUUAUGCCGUGAAAGACGACUACUCUGGCAACGACUUCGGCCACCAGGAGGCCCGUGACGGAUACGACACUCAGGGUACCUACUAUGUCCAGCUCCCCGACGGCCGCCUGCAGACAGUCAACUAUAACGUGAACGGCGACUCUGGCUUCCUAGCUGAUGUGGCUUAUCAGGGAGAGGCUCAGUACCCUGCCCAGCAGCCUUCAAGAACCUACCAACCUGCUCCUGCCCCAUCCUAUCAGCCUGCCCCUACCCCCGCCUACGGUUGAAAAUAAAUGAUAAUGGACAUUCCUUUCCUUUUUGAUAAUGUUAAGCCCUAUAUAUUUUCUUUAUCUGUAAACCAUG